Molecule: messenger RNA, 2049 nt
Organism: Labrus bergylta (ballan wrasse)
Lineage: Eukaryota; Metazoa; Chordata; Actinopteri; Labriformes; Labridae
Gene: ugl
Product: ureidoglycolate lyase
Biological process (GO): glyoxylate cycle
Cellular component (GO): cytoplasm
Molecular function (GO): malate synthase activity
Source: RefSeq, a predicted model, not a curated record
UACACACAGGCAAACAUCUUCCUGUUUAAACAGUGACUGAAGUUAGUCUAAAACCAAAGUCCACUUCUGCAGAGUGAAUGGAGGAUUUCAUCAACAUGUCUAUUCACUGCUGCUGCAAAGCAAAUUGCCCCUUGGGGAUAGUAAAGUUGACCUUGACCUUAUUGACGUCACAGUCAUUGAUGAAAGAAACACAUUGAAGUUCCAGCUAAAAGGUCAAAGGUCCCUCAGGGUCCACUCAGCAUGGAGCUGUCUCCCUCUCCCUCAGGUUUAGAAGAAGAGUUUAAAACAGUCUUCACCAGAGAGUCCCUCCUCUUCCUCCAUGAGCUGAUCUCCAUGUUUGACGAGGAGGUGGAUCAGGUCCUGCGGUUACGAGUGUCCAGAAAAGCCCACUUGGACCUUUCCGGUGACCUGCCAAACUUCCUGGAAUCAACCUCACAUAUCAGGAGGGACCCGGCAUGGAGGGUGCUGCCCACCCCCCCUAGGCUCCAGAGAAGACAUGUGGAUGUCGGAGAUCUGGCUCCCUGCGAUACUCAGCGCUUCAUUAAGGCUCUCUUGUCUCCAGCACAGGGCAUACAGGUUGACUUUGACGAUGGAAACUGUCCGACAUACUUCAAUCAGAUCAAAGGCAUACAUAAUGUUUUAAAGGCAGUUCACAACCACUUCCCCAAUGUUCCACACAUAUCUAAGGCUCCAGUGCUGAUGCUCCGCCCCCGCGCCUGGAACAUGGUGGAGCACAACAUGAUGGUGGAGGGAAAAGAGGCUCCAGGUCCCCUCUUUGACUUUGGACUCCUCAUGUUUCACUGUGGAAAGACGCUGUUUGAAAACAAGAGUGGACCUUUUUUCUACCUCUCCAAGGUGGAGAGCUUCAUGGAGGCUCGAUUGUGGAACAAGAUUUUUGUCUGGACACAAGAGAAGCUGGGCCUGCCUCUGGGCUGCAUCAAGGCGACGGUGCUGAUUGAAAAUGUUUUAGCAGCAUUUGAGAUGGAGGAGAUCCUCUACGAGCUGCGAGAUCACUCAGCUGGACUCAACUGUGGCAUCUGGGAUUAUUCAGCCUCUUUCGUCAACAAGUUUGGUCACCGUCAGAACUUCCUGCUGCCCGACCGCAGCAAAUACGUCAACAUGGAGAAACGUUUCCUACGCAGCUACAUGGACCUGUUGGUUCAGACGUGUCAUCGGAGGGGAGCGCUCGCAACAGGAGGGAUGGCCGCUCUGCUGCUGCCUCAAGAUCCACUCAGCGACUCCCACCAGAGAGCGUUGGCUUCUGUCACCAGACUGAAGUUGCUGGAGAUCGAAGCAGGUGUGGACGGCUUCAUGGUGUACGACCUGGGUUUGAUUGAGCCCAUGCAGAAACUCUUCCAGCUUCACACUGAAGGGGAUAACCAGCUUCACCAGCUCCGAGAUGAUGUCACUGUAACUCCUGAUGACCUGCUGUCCAUGCCCUCGGGAGGAGUCACCCUCUAUGGACUGAAGUAUAACAUUGCAGUUGGUGUCCUCUUUAUUAAUGCGUGGCUCUCAGGUCUUGGACACUUCUUCUACAGAGGCCAGGUGGAAGAUUCAGCAACAGCAGAGAUCUCCAGAUCACAGGUGUGGCAGUGGAUCCGUCAUCAGACGAGGCUGGAGGACGACAGCAGGGUGGUGAGCCGGCGGCUGGUUACUGCUCUAACCCAUGAGGUUCUGAUGGAGCUCAGCGUCAGUUUCUUCAGGGCUAAACAGAGGCUAAACACAGCGGCAGACAUAUUCCUGGAGGUGGUCCUAAAGAGAGAUUUCCCAGAAUUCAUCACCUCCUACUUGAAUCAGGACCACACCUUUCUCAGCUCCCAGGACUUCAGACAAGUGGAGGCUCUGGAGGCAGACAUUCCCCGACACAAACUGUGAAGAGUCUCAGAUGGAAGAUCUCCACAUGUUCUUACAGAGAGUGUAUUACUGCCACCACAAUAAAAGAAAUAUUAAUGUUUAAGUUUGCUUUUUUUAAAUGUGAACAUUUUACUGAUCUCUUUGACAUUAGACACCUGGCCAAAACUAUUUCAACAAUAAACAAUCAAACUUUAA